AUGCAUAAAGCAACUGUCUCAACACUUUUCGAGGGUCAUGGGACCUUCUACCAAAGGAUGAUAAGGAAAAAUGGCGAUGAAUCCUAUGAACCUCUUGGUGAAAUUGGUGACUUCAAAUUUACUAUUGAAAAAAAAUCCCGCUUCAGCAACAAUCAGUACAUGGCUACAGUCUAUCAUGAUGAUGAUAACGAGCUAAGUCAGCCCAUCAGCAUUCAAAUGGAACUUUUGUACUGCAAAGAGUACUCCUCUGUGCACUGGUCCACUAAAAUUGACAAAAAAAUUGAAGACUUAGCCUUUCGCUUCAUAGACAUCAAGGACUUCCCUGCUGUCAAUGUAAUGAGUCGUUGUGUGGAGGUGUACAAUCAAUGUAUAUAUGCUAUUAUGACCGGGACAGAUGUACCAGAUACGUCAGAUGAGUGGUACCAAUACAUGGCCCCAGCCAAUACACGUACCAUCAUCAACGAGGACGACGAGAAGCCUAUAUAUGCCUUCGACAUCAAUUCGGCCUCCCAAAUGCAAACCGGAGGGGGUAAUAUAUGCUUUUCUCAUGCCAUGCAUCUCAAUCGAGCCCUCAUUUUGAGGAAACACGGUGAUAAUGCAAAUAGCUUGGAAAUGCUCGCGCUUCCAGUUCAAGACCAAAAGGGUCGUUUUUCGAAAUCUCUUGAAAAAAUUGUGGUGGAUGGUGUGGACUCAACGAUCAAAGGAAGUCUAAUGGAUGCAACAGAACACAAGCUGAUGGUAUUCGGUGGGGAACAAAACAAAAUCGGGGAAAUUGAUCUUGAACGAGGAAAAGUAGUACAGGAGUAUAAUCCAGGGAAUAAGUCGAUCGUUUCGGUGGCAUAUAGUGCCAAGACAGCUGAUAACAGCAACGGCGUCUAUACCUGUCUCGCCCCAAAUGUGGCCUUUAACAUAGACACACGCAUGGAUCCCAGGUCAUGUGUGGUCCUGGAGAGUGGAAAAGACUUAGACAGCUACAGUCUGAAGUCUGCAAAGCCGCUUACAUGUCAUGCCACAUCCAAGGCUGGUCACCUCGCAACGGGUGAUUCGAUUGGUAAUGUUCGCCUCUACACUGGGCCACCGGGAUCGCGCAAACCCGGGGGCGGUCACUUUCCGAAAACCGCAAAAACCCUCUUGGAUACCAAAACCCCUAUCCUCUCACUCGACAUCACGGCUAACGGGAGUCAUAUACUGGCAACCUGUGAGAAUUUCAUUCUGCUUAUCAAUACCAAAUACCUGGACAAUGACGGCAAAGAAGCAGACGGGUUUAAAACCAGGAUGGGAAAGCACAAACCGACACCUCUGCGUCUGCUUCCAUCUGCAUUACAAAUUGAAGAAAUGAAAAGUAUGGAUGAGGUGCGCUUUACGAGUGCCAAAUUCGAUGUUGAUACAUCCACUGGAGAACAUUGCGUCACGGCCAGUUGUGGUAAGUUUUUACUGGUUUGGAGCAUGAAUGCGCUGAUAAAGGCAGAAGAAAAAAAUAGAAAUGCGCCAUGCGAUAUGGUCUCAGUUGGUCACACGGCUCUGUCUAUCAACACACCACAGUCUUCCACGGUGACCUAUCUAUCAAAGGAUAAUAUCGGGUCUAUACCGAUCGAGGAGUCUAAGCGAUCCUUUCGAAAAUGGACCUGGGGGCAAAGAGAUUGA
Phytomonas sp. Hart1 is the source of this 1644-nucleotide messenger RNA. The record is from the annotation of a GenBank genome assembly. Lineage: Eukaryota; Euglenozoa; Kinetoplastea; Trypanosomatida; Trypanosomatidae.